AGAAAACCCACUCCAUUCACAGCCACUCUCCUUGCUUCUCAAGCAAUUUUCGCAAAACCCAAAACACAAUCAAAAUAUUUUGUGUAGUUUCUCACCACAUCUUUCAGGUCCGUUCUCUUUUAACUUCUUUCUCUUUUUGAUCUUUGAUUUUGCGAGUUGAGCCAAAAGCAUGGAGAGUGCGUUCUAUUUCGUCUGUUUGUAGGGUUUAAGAUAAGAAAAAAAAAAGUUAAAGAAGAAGAAAAAGGUGGUAACUUUGUAGUUCUAUUUAAUUAUAUAUACCCGUUGAUCUCGAUCUGGGUGUCAUCAGAUAUCUCAAAAACUAUAUUAGUUUGUGUCGGCGCCGGAAAAUGGACUCUGUUUCACGUGAAUCUUCAACUUCGAAAAGCCCUAAAGAAGGAGAAAACGAUGAAAAGACCAAGACAGUUCCUUUCUACAAGCUAUUUGCGUUUGCAGAUUCGUUUGAUGUCUUCUUGAUGAUCUGUGGCUCACUCGGAGCUAUUGGGAAUGGUGUUUCAAUACCUCUCAUUACAUUGUUGUUUGGUGAUCUCAUUGAUUCCUUUGGACAGAAUCAGAAUAACAAAGACAUUGUCGAUGUUGUCUCAAAGGUUUGCCUUAAAUUCGUCUACCUUGCACUUGGAACACUAGGAGCUGCGUUUCUUCCAAACCACCAUUGGAUGCUUGUACUUCCUUCAUCCCCAAUUGUACUAAGCAUGUUUCUGAUGUUUUUAUCAAUGAGUUUGAUUAACCUCUCCUCCGUUGCAGAGGUGGCUUGUUGGAUGAUCACGGGAGAGAGACAAGCUGCGAGGAUAAGAAGUACGUAUCUGAAAACAAUCUUGAGACAAGACAUUGGAUUUUUCGAUGUCGACACAAACACAGGAGAGGUAGUUGGUAGAAUGUCGGGAGAUACUGUUCUUAUACAAGAUGCUAUGGGUGAAAAGGUUGGGAGGUUUAUUCAGCUGUUAUCUACUUCGGUGGGCGGAUUUGUUUUAGCUUUCAUUAAAGGAUGGUUACUAACAUUGAUUAUGUCAACUUCAGUUCCUCUUAAUGUAAUGGCUGGUGCAGCCAUAGCACUUAUAGUCACUCGAACUUCUUCUCGGGGACAAGCCGCUUAUGCAAAAGCAUCAACUGUUGUUGAACAAACAAUCGGGUCCAUCCGAACGGUUGCUUCUUUUACGGGAGAGAAGCAAGCUACUAACAGUUACAAGAAGUUGAUAACAUCGGCGUAUAAGUCAAGCAUUCAACAAGAUUUCUCAACUGGUUUAGGAUAUGGAGUAAUGUCCUUUGUGUUUUUCAGCAGCUAUGCUUUGGCUAUUUGGUUUGGUGGGAAGAUGAUACUCGAAAAAGGGUAUACUGGUGGCGCUGUGAUUAACGUCAUCCUCAUUGUGGUUGUGGGUUCGAGGUCGCUUGGGCAAACAUCUCCAUGUGUAACCGCAUUUACCGCGGGUCAAGCUGCAGCAUAUAAGAUGUUUGAGACGAUCAAAAGAAAGCCUUUGAUAGAUGCUUACGACGUAAAUGGAAAGGUUCUUGAAGAUAUAAGAGGAGACAUUGAACUUAAGGAUGUGCAUUUUAGUUACCCGGCGAGGCCUGACGAGGAUAUAUUCGUUGGAUUCUCUCUGUUUAUCCCUAGCGGUGCAACAGCAGCAUUAGUAGGAGAAAGUGGAAGUGGCAAAUCCACGGUGAUUAGUUUGAUUGAGAGGUUCUAUGAUCCGAGAGCCGGCCAAGUACUCAUCGAUGGAGUUAAUCUCAAAGAGUUUCAGUUGAAAUGGAUCAGAAGCAAAAUCGGAUUGGUCAGCCAAGAACCGGUUCUGUUUUCGUCGAGCAUCAUGGAGAAUAUCGUCUACGGGAAAGAAAACGCGACGGUUCAAGAGAUUAAAGCAGCAACGGAGCUAGCAAAUGCGGCAACGUUUAUAGAUAAGUUACCUCAGGGGUUGAAUACAAUGGUAGGAGAGCACGGGACGCAGCUCUCCGGAGGACAGAAACAGAGGAUAGCGAUUGCGAGAGCUAUUCUUAAAAAUCCACGGAUUUUGCUUCUUGAUGAAGCAACAAGCGCGCUCGAUGUAGAAUCCGAAAGAGUCGUUCAAGAGGCUUUAGAUAGAGUGAUGGUUAACAGGACUACUGUAAUUGUCGCACAUAGGUUAAGCACAGUUAGAAAUGCUGAUAUGAUUGCCGUAAUUCACCGCGGCAAAAUAGUGGAAAAAGGUUCGCAUUCUGACUUGUUAAAAGAUUCUGACGGAGCUUAUUCGCAGCUCAUCCGGUUACAAGAGAUAAACAACGGUCAAGAUGCUAAACCAUCAGACAUAUGUUCGGUUAUUAGCCUGGGUGAAACCUUGUCGGUUGGAAAUAACCUUGGUAGCAGUAGCCAACAAGUAAGCCAAGAGAAAACUGAAACAGUGGGUAAAGAACCACUACCAAAAGUAUCACUCACUCGAAUCGCAGCUCUGAACAAACCUGAGAUCCCGGUUCUACUUCUAGGAACCAUAGCAGCGGCCAUUAAUGGCACGGUUUUCCCACUUUUCGGGAUUCUGCUUUCAAGAGUGAUCGAAGCAUUCUUCAAACCAGCUGAAGAGUUAAAGAAAGAUUCAAGAUUCUGGGCGAUAAUAUUUGUAGCUCUUGGAGUAACUUCGUUGAUCGUCCCACCGACUCAAAUGUAUCUGUUUGCAGUAGCUGGAGGGAAACUGAUUCGGAGAAUUCGAUCAAUGUGUUUUGAGAGAGCGGUUCACAUGGAAGUUGGCUGGUUCGACGAGCCACAUAACUCGAGUGGUACAAUGGGGGCCAGGCUAUCAGCUGAUGCUGCUUUGAUUAGGGCUCUAGUUGGAGAUACAUUGUCUCUAGCGGUUCAAAACGCUGUUUCUGCUGCGGCUGGAUUGAUUAUUGCAUUCACCGCGAGUUGGGAAUUGGCACUUAUAAUCUUAGUUAUGCUUCCUCUUAUUGCUAUAAAUGGUUUCGUUCAAGUCAAGUUCAUGAAAGGAUUCAGCGCCGACGCAAAGUCGAAGUACGAGAAGGCCAGUCAGGUAGCGAAUGAUGCGGUGGGGAGUAUAAGAACAGUUGCGUCCUUCUGCGCGGAGGAGAAAGUGAUGCAGAUGUAUAAGAAGCAAUGCGAAGGUCCAAUCAAAGACGGAAUAAAACAAGGUUUCAUCAGCGGGUUAGGGACUGGAUUUUCCUUCUUCAUUCUGUUUUGUGUCUACGCGACAAGCUUCUACGCGGGGGCUAGAUUGGUUGAAGACGGCAAGACUAGUUUCAAUGAUGUUUUCCAGGUGUUCUUUGGGUUAUCUAUGGCGGCGGUUGGGAUCUCUCAGUCGAGCUCUUUCGCUCCAGAUUCUAGCAAAGCCAAGGCUGCAGCUGCCUCGAUCUUUGCAAUCAUCGAUAGGAAAUCAAGGAUAGACUCGAGCGAUGAGUCAGGGACAGUGUUGGAGAAUGUUAAGGGAGAUAUCGAGCUUCUUCACUUAAGCUUCACUUAUCCGGCAAGACCAGACAUUCAAAUCUUUAGCGAUCUUUGCUUAACCAUUCGUGCAGGAAAGACGGUUGCUUUGGUAGGAGAAAGCGGGUCGGGGAAAUCCACGGUGAUCUCACUGUUGCAAAGAUUUUACGAUCCGGAUUCGGGUCACAUAACCCUAGACGGAGUUGAGCUCAAGAAGCUGCAAUUGAAAUGGUUGAGACAACAAAUGGGACUUGUGGGACAAGAACCUGUCUUGUUCAACGACACGAUUAGAGCCAACAUUGCUUAUGGCAAAGGAAGCGAAGACGCUGCAACCGAGUCUGAGAUCAUAGCCGCUGCAGAACUCGCCAAUGCACACAAAUUCAUCUCUAGCAUACAACAGGGUUAUGACACAGUGGUGGGAGAGAGAGGGAUUCAGUUAUCAGGCGGACAAAAGCAGCGCGUGGCUAUAGCACGCGCCAUCGUGAAAGAGCCGAAAAUAUUGCUUUUGGACGAAGCAACGAGCGCUCUUGAUACGGAAUCGGAGCGAGUGGUUCAAGAUGCGCUUGACCAAGUGAUGGUGAACCGAACCACGGUCGUGGUGGCUCACCGGUUAUCGACAAUUAAAAACGCUGACGUCAUUGCCGUCGUUAAGAACGGUGUGAUCGCUGAGAAAGGUACUCACGAGACGUUGAUCAACAUCGACGGUGGGGUUUAUGCUUCGCUAGUGCAGCUUCACAUGAACGCUGCCUAAUUGAGAGCUAUAAAACUUCAGAGUUUUAUGUGCUUAUUUGUUAUUUGUUUUGUUAUUUUUGUUUGUAUGCAAGUUUAUGAAGUUAUUACUAGUAUAUUAUAAUCUAUAAUUCGAUUGUUUCCCUU
This is a messenger RNA of Camelina sativa (false flax), 4294 nucleotides long. The record is from RefSeq and is a predicted model, not a curated record. NCBI's taxonomy places the organism in Eukaryota, Viridiplantae, Streptophyta, Magnoliopsida, Brassicales, Brassicaceae.